Messenger RNA from Anopheles moucheti, 1786 nucleotides. RefSeq names its product putative Dol-P-Glc:Glc(2)Man(9)GlcNAc(2)-PP-Dol alpha-1,2-glucosyltransferase (gene Alg10). NCBI's taxonomy places the organism in Eukaryota, Metazoa, Arthropoda, Insecta, Diptera, Culicidae. Gene Ontology annotation, molecular function: dolichyl pyrophosphate Glc2Man9GlcNAc2 alpha-1,2-glucosyltransferase activity. The record is from RefSeq and is a predicted model, not a curated record. Gene Ontology annotation, biological process: dolichol-linked oligosaccharide biosynthetic process; protein N-linked glycosylation. The transcript is spliced from 3 exons. Bases 81 to 1385 code for a protein of 434 amino acids. Gene Ontology annotation, cellular component: endoplasmic reticulum.
GUAAACAAACUCCACGUUUCAACAGCAACGCAACUUCUGCCUAGUGUUUGAACCGAAAUGUACACUGAUAAAGCCAAACGAUGAUCGACAAGCUAGUUCCAUUGGUUUGCUUUCUUGGUUUUUCAACAUUUUCCUUCCUGGUGUUUAACAAAGUGUACGAAACGACACAACUCGUUAUCGAUGAGGAGUUUCAUUUGCGGCAGGGCAACCAUUACUGCCACGGCCGGUUCCAAGUAUGGGAUCCAAAGAUAACUACAUUUCCUGGCCUAUAUCUGGCGUCCGCGCUGGUUCUGCGACCCCUCGAGGCCUGUUCGGUGUACAACCUGAGACUAACAUCGUUUAUCGCGUCAAUUGUGAAUGUAGUGCUGAUUUACAAACUGCGACAAUGCUUUCUAAACCAGAAAGGAUACACCACACUGUUACUGGAAACAGCUUCCCUUUCGUUACUUCCGCCUCUAUAUUUCUUUUCGCAUCUCUACUACACGGAUGUGCUUUCUGUGACGGCCGUGCUGCUGUUGCUGCUGGCCAGUGAGAAACGUCGCCACAAUUGGGCCGCUUUCUGGGGCUUCUGUGCAGUGCUGAUGCGUCAAACAAACAUCGUAUGGGUUGGAUUCGCGUGCGGCUCGCGAGCCAUCGAUUUGUUGUUAGCCCGUGGAAGCUUGACACAGACAUUGCUUUCUCCCAAACGUAUGCUCGAUCUUGUUGGCGAUAUGAUCGAUCGUUUUUGGGCGUACGCUAUCGUGAUUGGUGGCUUUAUCGCAUUUCUCAUAUGGAAUGGUUCAAUAGUGAUAGGCGAUAAAUCGGCACACGAGGCUGCCGUACACUUGCCACAGUUGUUUUAUUUUGUCUUGUUCUUUGCGACGUUCAGCGCUUCAUUGGUACUGCCGGCAAGUAAAACAAUCCUGCGAGCAGCAUUGCGUAAAUGGUAUAUCCUUGUGGUGGUAUGCGUCAUGUUCGCCGCAGUCGUGCACUACAACACGAUCGUGCAUCCGUACUUAUUGGCAGACAAUAGGCAUUACACGUUCUAUCUGUGGAAUCGCUUUUUCGGGCGCUGGUGGUACGCAAGGUACUUGCCAGUGCCGUUGUACACAAUCGGUGGGUUCCUGCUAUGGAAGGCAAGCAUGCAGCACCAAUCGUAUGGAUACAAACUGCUCUGCUCAUUGUCCAUACUAGCAUCAAUAGCGCUACAGCAACUGAUUGAGGUAAGGUACUUUCUUUUACCAUUUCUUGUGUUGCGGUUAUUGCGUAAAGGAGGAACUUCUAGAGGCGCUCUAAUGAUAGAAUUGAUAACAAACAUUGCUAUCAAUGUUGCAACAUUUGCUCUGUUCUUUCGAAAGGAAAUAGCAUGGGAAAACUAUUCUCAUCCACAGCGUCUAAUGUGGUAAAGCUUUUCGAUAGCAUUGCGAAGGCUGUGUUUUGGCAAUAGCCAAGAAAGUCUGAAGUAAAUCUAAGUGUAACAUUAUCUAUAAGGAUAAAAAUUAGACUUCGGAGAUCCAGUUCUACAGGGCUGAAGGACACGAAUGCCCUUCACAUUAGAAAGAAGAUACUAUGAAGAUCGUUAGCUUUACCUUUAGUUGGUGCUUAGAAUCGCAGCAACUCUGCUUCGUAGUUUCCGCAAAAAGGACGCUGCCAAAAUGUAAUGAUAACCAUCCCAUGAAGCCAUAUGAUAAGCGUAGUGAAAGUAUCUUCAUGUGCUGCAAAACUGUUGGUGAAAUUCGAAAUGAUAAAUGAUUUAAGUGAACGUUUGUAGCAUGAAGAAAUCACGCUGACGAUGACUCUUUUUUGA